This is a messenger RNA of Sardina pilchardus (European sardine), 4300 nucleotides long. RefSeq names its product poly(ADP-ribose) glycohydrolase-like. Lineage: Eukaryota; Metazoa; Chordata; Actinopteri; Clupeiformes; Clupeidae. The record is from RefSeq and is a predicted model, not a curated record. The transcript is spliced from 18 exons. Gene Ontology annotation, molecular function: poly(ADP-ribose) glycohydrolase activity. Gene Ontology annotation, cellular component: cytoplasm; nucleus. Bases 531 to 2981 code for a protein of 816 amino acids. Gene Ontology annotation, biological process: regulation of DNA repair; ATP generation from poly-ADP-D-ribose; carbohydrate metabolic process.
ACACAAAGCUUUGAGUAUUCAGCUAAUAUAAUUGCUGCAUGUUUUUGGCAAAAUAGAGCAUGGGGUGUACUUAGUAAACUAUUUAUAUGAAUACGCAUUUGAGUAGCUAUUCUAACAAGGAUAGUCUUUGAAGAGACAACUGAAUGUUCCCAUGGUGUACCGACAAAAUGUCAGAGGAUGCUGAUUUCAAACAUUAGCUAUUUAGCAUGUCAGUUAGCUUGUGUGCAGUUCUGAAAACAACAAUAAACGUUUGAUUAAUUUACUUUAUUUCUAAAUCGUACUAUCGAAAAGCAGGACGUUUCCCCGUUAGCGUUAUCUUAUGGCUGCUGGUUUUAUGCCAGGUUUACUCGCCCGACUAUUGAGAAAACUUUAUUUUCAGCACUACCCGGCUCAUCAUCAAUACUUCAUCGCUUCAUCACUACUCCUUACGAAUCUCACUUUGUGAGUAUAUUUGUUAAGAAUUUUAACAGUUGUAAAUAUCAGACCUCCCUUUAGAUAGUUUUCCCUGAUACUUUAAUGUUGUGUAAAGCAUGACUACGCUGUCUGAUAUCGAGCCGGUCAGAAAAAAACUGAGGCUUGACACCUCUUCCCCUGAAAGUGUCAAACCAGCACUCCAGAACAAAUCGCCCACCGCAGUAAGAGAGGGCGUCCAAGACAAAGCAACCAGGAAAGAACGUUCCUUUACAAGUGCUUCUAUUAUGGACAGAGUUAGGAACAAGGAGGAGAGCUCAAAGAAUAAUGCAGAGACAGAGAAGCCAGUGAGAUCUAGUCCACCUGGUAAACUGGGUGUGAGGAAGCCUUUGUUGCCAGAGGCGUCCCAGGGACAACCCCGGAGCCAGGUGGCUCGAAGAGGGAAGAGUUUCCAGCAACAGCGACACAGACACUCCCUGGAAGGAUGGUUGGUGGUGAAGAAGAAGCCCAAUUUGUCCUCUGAGCCCCAGUCCAGCGCCACAGAUCCCGAAGCCCAAGUGGACGCUGACAUGAUGGGCCCGGAAAGUCCUGACGUGCCCCUCCUCCAGUCAGCCACCCAUGAGGAGAGAGAGGAGUUUAACCAAACUCAGACACCCUCUCAGAGCACUAUGGAGGCAGCUGUCAGGUCAGCCCAGCCAGUGGAGGCCGGGGCUCAGGCUGAGAUCCUGACUGAUGAAGACCUCACCCCAGAGGAGCUGGACCAGGCAGGGGUGGAUUCCAUGAUGGAGACCCAGAGCUGCACUGAGUCAGACAAGCCGAAGUUGAGCUCCGCUGGGCAGAAAGGCAGUCAUAAAUCAGGGCCCAAAAUCACAGACUACUUCUGCAAACCAUUAUCAGUGACCGCUUCUACUAGUGCUCAGUGCCUGCAGCGGAACGUUCAGGGGGAUGGAGUCAGUGACAGUGGCAGCGACAGACCCUCAGAGGACGAUGAGGAUGAUGAUGUUGGGUCCACUUGGCUGGGGACCCCCAUCUCUGAGUUGAGGAGAACCCCUGCCUGCAGCUCCCCGCUACCUCCACUGAGGGCCUCCGACACGCACACGGUUGCCAUAAGGACAGAUCUCCUUAGGCCUGGUGAGGUGCCUGUGCCCUAUCCAACAAGGUUCAGAGAUGCUUGGGAUGACGUUAAUGUCAAGAUGCCAUGCUCAGAGAAGAACCUCUUUCCAGUUGAGGAUGGAGUUCAAAGCAGAUGGGCCCUAAUUGAGAAAACUCUCUGUCAGUCGUUCCGCAGCUCUCGAGAUGUGAAGGAUGCAAUACUGAAGUACAAUGCUGCUCAUGCCAAGAAAUGGGACUUCACUGCUCUCCACUCGUUUGUGAAGGGUCUGGAGUCGGAGGAGGCUGAGCAGCUGCUGGGGCGUCUCCUGCCUGACAUUGCCCGCUUGGCACUGAACGCAGAACAGCUCAUCACACAGCCAGUGCCCCUCCUGAAGGCCGGACGGAGCCACUCCAUCACGCUGUCUCAGGAGCAGGUGGCCUGUCUCCUGGCCAACGCCCUCUUCUGCACUUUCCCCCGACGCAACUCCCGAAAGUCAGAGUACUUCAACUACCCUGACAUCAACUUCUGCAGGUUGUUUGAAGGCUCCUCACCCAGAAAAGUGGAGAAGCUGAAAACUCUCCUCUGUUAUUUCAAACAAGUCACCGAAAAUAGACCCACUGGACUUGUAACCUUCACUAGGCAAUGCCUCAACAGUUUUCCAGACUGGGAAAGCUCGAUGCAGAGACUUACUCGGCUUCACAUCACCUGUGAGGGCACCAUUGAAGACCAGGGUCACGGGAUGCUUCAGGUGGACUUUGCUAACAGGUUUGUGGGAGGUGGUGUGACGGCCACUGGGCUGGUUCAGGAGGAGAUCCGUUUCCUGAUCAACCCCGAGCUCAUCGUCUCACGCCUCUUCACAGAGUCCCUGCAGUCCAACGAGUGCCUCAUCAUCACCGGUACUGAACAGUACAGUAGGUACAGAGGCUACGCCGAGACGUACAAAUGGGACGGAAGUUGUGAUGACCAGACACCCAGAGACCGAUGGCAGAGGAGAUGCACGGAGAUUGUCGCCAUAGAUGCUUUGAAGUUCCGCACCUUUCUGGAACAGUUCCAUCCAGACAGAAUGAGCCGAGAACUCAAUAAGGCCUACUGUGGAUUUGCACGGCCUGGUGUGGCAAGGCAGCACCUGUCAGCGGUUGCCACGGGAAACUGGGGUUGCGGAGUGUUUGGAGGAGACGCUCGUCUUAAAGCUCUGCUACAGAUGCUGGCUGCAGCGGAGGCGGGCAGAGAUGUGGUGUACUUCACCUUCGGAGACGCAGCCCUCAUGAGGGACGUCCACUGCAUGCACACACUACUUACGGAGAGAGGCGUCAGCGUGGGCUCGGUGUACUCUCUCCUGGAGGAGUACUUCAUCUGUGAGUGUCGUGACUGUCCCAACCGCCGCCCCACCGUCGGCCUCUACGCCUUCAUCGCCGAGCGGGUCAUGAACGACCUCGACAGUGACCUUUCGCCCCCACACCCCCAUGGCGACCUUUGACAUCUCCGUGCCAAAGCCAGUCUCUCGCUCUUCAGCCUUAAGCAUCGUCAGAGGCCGCGGGUCAGACCAGAGCACAACACACACGCAAUAUACAGCCAAAAACGUAAUCCAACAUCACUAAGACUUCACCCAUGACACAGCCUUUCUUUUUUUAAAAAUCCUUGUUUAGAUUGAAAAAUAUGAUCCAAUAUCACAAAGACCUCACCGGUGAGGAAGCCAUUCUUUGUAAUGUCCUUGUUUAAAUUGAAGUGCGUUUUGUUGUGUCCUGGUUUGGAUGGGAUCAUGGCUCUUUUUUUCAGGCACUUAAGCUAAUUUAUUUGAGGGUCAUCCAAGCAGUAGUAAGUGGAUGACUCUCUAUGGUGUUGGAUGAUUCUGGUGUUUUUGUGUGGUGCUCUCUAUCAUGGACUCAGCAUUAGUAUGCAUUAUAAAGACAGAGAUGUUUUGCACGGUCCAUUGUAAGUGCCAUAGCCACUUUUCUUGGCUGCCGCUGUUUUCCGUUUGACUUUGUCCUUCUCUCCUUCCGUCUUAGCACUUCACUUCUCUUUUCUCUUCUUUUUCUGUUCCCCCAUUCUGUGGCUUUUCCUCGUGGCCUGUCUUUUCCUCCCUCCCUCUCUCUCUCCCUCUCUGUCUUUAAUUCUUUUACUCUGUAACCCCCCCCCCCCCCCCCUUUUCUGUCUUUUCUCUUCUGCGUAAUUGAAUUGGCUGCCUGGAGCCCAGUAAAAGGGACAUAAUGAAUAGUAGAGAUAUAAAAAAAAAACAAAAAAAACAUGGAGGCCGUUAUAAAACCCCACAGACGUUUUGUUUGGCCAGCCCACAAGUCUUCACCCAGCCUAUAAUAUAAUACAUUGUCCUGUCCCAUACCCCAUUUUGUAUGCGUAUACUGUCAUAACAUCCAUUUGUGUUAGUUUGGAAAGAAUAGAUCCUCAGGUACCUUUAGAAGGGUGGUGUUAAUGAUUGGAAUGAUUCAACGGUUAGAAGUGUUUAGGGUAGUUGUGUGAAGAAAUAUCUUUCCUCUGUUUGAUGAGUCCUAAAAGAGAUUUUGUUGAACUCAGAGGCUGGAAGAUCUUUUUGUCUUUUUGUUUAGUACUUAAGUACUUAGACACACACCAGUGAGUGCUUUGGACAUUUUUUUCAAUUUUUUGUUUUAUUUCUUUUUUUGAAAAUAAAGAACAAAAGGUAAUCUAUUUUUUAUUAUUGUAAUUAGGCAUUCUUGGGAGUGGUAGUUGUGGUUGUAAUUGCUCUCUGCUUUUUAAAAAAUGAAGCUGAAGUGUUUGUUACUGUAAUUGUGAUUUUAAUAAUAAAAAUUAACUUAACAUACA